AUGGGGGAUGAAAAGCACCCGGUGGAAAAUCUUCUGUGCGGUGAGGUACAGAACAAGAAGUGGCUGUGUUCACAAAGUGACCGUAAAGGACAUAUUGAGGCUACAAUUCAGUUAGAACAGUUGACACAGAUUACACACAUUGACAUUGGUAGUUAUGGCUGCUUCACUGUGUCAGUUCAGGUCGGUCUCUCCACUUGGCCUCAAGACCGACCAUAUCAGACCCUGAUCCCAGCCUUCAUCUUCAUGUCUUUGGCAGACUCAAAACUGGGCAAGAAUAAGGUUAAGGCACAGAUGUUCAAUAAAGACGAACAUUUUGACAAGGAUGUGUCUUGUCAAAAGUGGGACAGGGUCAAAAUUUUGUGUAGUCAACCAUUUAAGAAGGAAUCUCAGUUUGGACUGAUGUUUCUCAGAAUUCUUGCAGCCAGCAGUGAACAAACUAAUGAGAACAAAGAGCCUUUGUCUCCACCUUGUAAUAAAUCACAGGGAAGAAAUUUAUCCUUCAGAACACCACAGGAUCAUAAAACAAGCCAAAACUCCUCCCCUGCUUGGAAGUCUGCCAGUCAGAUAAAGAAACAUUUCUUUGGGGACAAAAAGGCCAAGGAUGAGAAGGAAGAGCACCUGAAGAAUAGGCUAGUUACUAUAGCCAGCACAUCAUCUAAUGGUCCAAGUCCCAGGGAUGCUUUGCCUAGAACAGCACAGCUGGUGCUCAAGGCUUCAACAAAUUUGCCUCACUAUUCUGUGAAAAGAUCAACUUUGAUGAAAAAUAACAGUAGUGAGGAGCCAGUGCUGAAGAAAUCCAGGCUAACAUUUGUAGAUGAGGUGAAGACAUUUUUGAGGGAAGUCAAUUUUGAUGUAAUUGAUAUGGACACACUUACAUUUGCAGAUUUAAGACAUCAGAUGGAGAAACUUAAAUGCAGGAAAUUAUGUAAAGAGGAAAAGAGACUGUUUCUUGAUAUGGCUCAGGCUUUUAUUACUGAAAUGGAUUGUGAUGAGAAAGACAAAAAGUCUCAAGAAACCUCUCACUCACCACACUGCAGUAGAAGUGAGAAUGUUGAGGGUGAAACGAGAAAUCCAACCACGGAUCAUGAAGGACAUAUAGUUAACCAUAAACCAGACAUGUCCAGUUUAAGUUAUCCAUCCAGUGCCAGUGAGAGAAAUGUGACAGUACCGCAGAGUACAAAAGGAAAAGGGUCUAAGAGACUGGUUUAUGACAGAAAACACAGUGUGCAAACUGUACCAGAUGGAACACGGGUAGAUUUAAAAUCUACAAAUACUUAUUCUGCUAGUGAUAAUAUUCAAGACACUACAGAGUGUCCAAUAUGUGGAGAUACUUUUAGUCGAGAUGAAAUUGAACAUCAUGCAGCCAUGUGCGGCGAGGUGUCCAGCUUCCCCUCUUCUCCGUCACAAUCUCCUCCUUGGAUGGAAUACUCCCAGUCGUCACAGUCACAAUCAUCACUAGCUCAACAAACACAAUCUUCGCCCUUUUCAUCAAAUGGAAAUGUGGAGAAAGUGUCGUGCCCUAUCUGUGGAGCGGGGUUCUCAGUGCUGGAAAUUGAAGAACAUGCAGACAGUUGUGUUCAAAUGCAAACUCAGGGAUUUUCUGUGGUGUAUUAAAACAUUCACGAUAACUAUAUUAAUGUUACAGUAUAAAGCUAUUGUAUAACGUUACAGCAUUAUAAAAACGAUUGUGUCUUGUUCAACAGUACGGACUCUUGGAAGCAGAGUGGUAGUGUGUUUCCAUGUUGAUUAACUGUGGGCAUUGAGAUUUCUGAAGUAAUGUAAGCCUUUUAUAAUAAUAAUAAGCGUGAUGAAAUUACUGCAUUUCGUUUUGAGGGUUUUAUUGAUGAAAUGUACAACAAUUGAAGGAAUAUGUCUCUGUCUCAAAUUUUUUAACAACAAAAGGAGCCCCCAGUCUUUGCAAACUUUUCCCCCGAGUUGUCUGAAUUUAAUGUUAUUUUUGCAGUGUUUUAUUGAACCGACUGCCUCUUGUUCUUGAGUAGCAUUCAACUUGAUGGGCGGAAAAUCACUGUCAAGAAUACCUUGGUCUUGGUGGUCAUGUAUUCGUUAUUUCAUUUAUUUUUUGUCUGUGUGUGCUCACGCAAUGACUGUUUACAAAAGAGAAUUUUCUUCAUUAGGAAAUUGCUUUGUGGCUUGCUCCGCCACAUUGUUAACAUGUAGCGAUUUUCAGGACCAUGCCUGAUUUUGUGUUGUGUACCCCACUGCUUCAGUAUCAAUAAGCUAGAUAGACUCCUGGGCUUUUAUAAGUUCCUCCAAGGACCCUUUAGAUCAAAAGAUUUAGAUCGAUA
This is a messenger RNA of Lingula anatina, 2306 nucleotides long. RefSeq lists its product as uncharacterized. The record is from RefSeq and is a predicted model, not a curated record. Gene Ontology annotation, molecular function: damaged DNA binding. NCBI's taxonomy places the organism in Eukaryota, Metazoa, Brachiopoda, Lingulata, Lingulida, Lingulidae. Gene Ontology annotation, biological process: base-excision repair; single strand break repair. Gene Ontology annotation, cellular component: nucleus.